GCAAGACCGGAAUUUUCUUAUCUGUUCUUUGAAGUUCCGCUGCCGUUUUAUUCUUCUAGUGAGAGAAAUGUAUUGGGGAACAGUUGCCAUUGCCUGCCUGACAGUAGUAUUGGGCUGUGAUGGGGCACGUAUCCUGGGAUUGGCAGCAUUCUCCAUGCGGAGUCAUUGGAUCGUGAUGGAACCUCUCUUCCAGAAGCUGGCUGCCGUAGGACACAACGUCACCGUCUUCUCAUCUUUCCCCCAGAAGACACCAUUGCCCAACUACAAAGAUAUUGAUUUCUCUGAUAGAAUGAAACCGAUAGUAGAUACAUUUACUUUUGACAUGAUCAAAACGACUUUGCCAAGUCCAUGGGUGGCAACAUUUUUCUUUAACUCAUCACAUGGAUCUAGUUGUAAGCUUCUAGAUGAACCGGAAUACAAGGACCUGCUGAGAGCAAAAGAUAACUAUGACAUUAUAAUAACCGAAGUAUUUGGAAAUGACUGUUUCGCUUAUUAUGCGUACAAGCUUGGAAUUCCGAUGAUUUCGAUUACGACCGGUAUGGCUGUGCCAUGGGCAGCAGAAAGAGUCGGGUUGCCGGACAAUCCAUCAUAUAUACUCAACUAUUUAAUGAAAUCUGGGUCCCAGAUGAAUCUCUGGGAUAGGAUUUAUAAUACUAUAACUCUCGUUUAUGCGAAGUUUUGGCAUCUGUACGUGUUUAAUCAACAGACUAGAGCAAUAGUCGAGAGAAGCUUUGGAGAGCAUUUGCCACCAUUGAAUGACGUACUUGCUAACUAUACAUCAAUGUAUUUCAUCAACAGUUAUCAUGCCCUUUUACAAAGCAGACCUUUCCCUCCUAACGUUGUUGAAAUUGGAGGAAUCCAUAUUAAGGAGAAACAACCAUUAGCGAAGGAUCUACAGGAACUUUUGGAUAAUGCAAAGAAUGGAGCUAUUGUAAUGAGUUUUGGAUCAUUGGUUCGCACAUGUACUUUACCAAAACACGUAAUAAGGAUGUUCAUGAACGUUUUCUCAAGAAUACCACAGAUUGUUAUUUUGAAAUACGAAGAGGAUUUUCCAGAGGCUCCAAAAAAUGUGAUAAUGAGGAAGUGGUUGUCACAGAGAGAUUUGAUAGAGCAUGAAAACGUUGUAGCUGUGAUUGCACACGGAGGCCUAUCAAGCACUAUUGAGGUGGUGAAUUUUGGCAAACCCAUGAUUGGAAUUCCCUUCUUCACAGACCAGUUUCGCAAUGUUAAAUUGGUAGAAGAGAAAGGUGCUUGUAUCUAUCUUGACAUAGAUGACAUUUCGGAAGAAAAAAUAGCAGAGGCAAUAUCAGAAAUAGUCUACAACACAAAGUACAGAGAUAACAUGAGGAGAUUGUCACUACAGUUCCGAGACCGGCCGAUGACAGCGCUACAGUCAGCUGUGUACUGGACUGAGUACGUCAUUCGACAUCAUGGUGCUCCACACUUGCAACCAGCUUCUGUCCACCUUCCCUUCUAUCAGUACUUGCUACUGGACGUCAUAGCCGUUCUCAUCAUCGGUUUUGUCACCAUCAUAUACACUGUUUACUUUAUCAUCUCUCUUUUACUGGCUGCACUCAAACACAAGAAUCACAAUAAACGUGAAAGAACUAGUACGAAGAAAAAAAAUUAAUCUACUAUAAAAUUCUCAUUCAUGCCCUUGAGUGCUACAUGUUUAUUACAGUUGUUUGUCGUAUCUACUACAUCCAUUUGACUAAGUUCUGCAUAGAUUCUUUUCAAAAUCUUAGUUCAAAAUAAUAGUGUAUUAUUAUUUUUAAAUAGCCAGGAAUAUAAACGGACAUGCAGAUAAAUAAGAAGAUAAGAUAUAAAUAGGAAAGAGAAGUAAUGGUAAGAAGGGUGAUUGUCAUAAACCUUAUUAAUAAUUCCUGUUUAAUUCACCCAACUACAGUGCUUGGAAGAGGUGAAUGGUGGACAAAGCAUCUGACCCCACAUCUCCUACAGCUCUGGAGGUAUUUGUAUUUCACCUACUGGAGUUUGUAAGGCUGUCUUGGAAAAUAUUGGCACCAAGUAAAGAAAUGAGCACCAAGUAAAGAAAUGAGGGCAAAUUCCCUGGCUCUUGUUGGUUUUCAAAGAAACUUUUGUUAUUUGAUCAAAAUACAAUACAGUUUCCAUCCACCUUCUUCAGUUCUAACUCUAUUGUAAAUACCACUGUGAGGUAACACCCCAGAAACUUACUAUCUAAUAAUGUAAAGAGAAACCAACAGCUUGCAGUACAAAUUCAUUGCUAUAAAAAUAUGUACAAAUUUUAAAAAUAAUAUAACAUUUAUACUAAAAAGACA
Messenger RNA from Homalodisca vitripennis (glassy-winged sharpshooter), 2297 nucleotides. Its product is annotated as UDP-glucosyltransferase 2-like. The record is from RefSeq and is a predicted model, not a curated record. Gene Ontology annotation, molecular function: UDP-glycosyltransferase activity. Bases 68 to 1630 code for a protein of 520 amino acids. The transcript is spliced from 5 exons. NCBI's taxonomy places the organism in Eukaryota, Metazoa, Arthropoda, Insecta, Hemiptera, Cicadellidae.